AGCAGUCAUGCAGGCUUCGAUGCGUUCAUUGUCAUGCCUCAAACGCUUGAUGCCGUUUCAGGGAAUGGCAGGAGUGCAUUUUGAUGCCAUCCUGACGUCCCCACCCAGGAUCCCUGAUAUUGCAUCUUGCAGAGCCAUCUCAUCAAUUAGUUUCGAAGGUGUUGUGACUCCUGACCAAGAAUAUCGAGCGUUCCGGGAAUCAAGGCUGGGCUUUAGUACAGACACAGGUAUUCCCCAAGACAGCUCGUCCUCAGGGGGUGACACUCAGUUUCAAAGGAUUCUGCAGCAUCCAAGCACGGAAUUUGGAUCAGAGGCUAGCGCGAGCAGCAUUCCAGAGGAAGACCCAGAGGAUGCAGAGGGUGAUGCCGAGGGCGACGACGCUCAAGAAUUGAGAGAGCGCCUGCUGAAAGCAGCUUUGGCACACGUGAAGAACAAGGGCUGGUCUGUUGCUGCACUGCAGAGCGGUGCAGAGGAUCUGCAGUUGUCCAGAUCAGUAUCAGGUAUUGUUUCAAAUGGUGCUGCUGGGCUGGUUGAGUACUUUGUGGACGACUGCAAUCAGCGCCUUGCAGCUGAGCUGGACAGCCGGGAGAAAGAACUGGCGGGGACGAGAGUGCCUGAACGCGUCCGCAUGGCAGUGCGCAUGCGCUUGGAGAUGCUCAUACCAUACAUUGACACCUGGCCGCAGGCCUUGGGCAUCCAGGCGCACCCUGGCCAUGUGGCGACAGCUGUGCGGCAGCGCGCUGAGCUGGCGGACGACAUAUGGCACGCCUGCGGAGACACAUCCACAGACUACAACUGGUACACCAAGCGCGGCCUGCUGGCGGCAGUCUACGCGGCCACGGAGCUGUAUAUGCUCACCGAUUACUCACCCGGCUACGCCGACACGUGGCGUUCCCUCGACCGCCGGCUUGCCGAUGUGAAGCGGCUGGGGGGCGCCGCCGCGGAGGCUCGGCAGGCCAUGAGCAGCGUGUUAGCAAGUGUUGGGUCGAUGGCGGAGUGGGCUCAGGAGGCUGUCAUCCAAGCUCAGAGGCGCCGCCAGCAACAAUAAUGCAAAGGAAUGAAGCCUGCACGUAACGAUGAGCCCUGAAUCAGCCUGACUCAGGGGCCUCUGAGUCGGAGGGCUUGGAUGAAGUUCAACAUUUGAUGAUAAUUAGAUACUGCAGACCUUGAUGUAAGCAGCUGCUGCAUCACUAAGGAGUCCUUGUGACAACUCUUCAUGCACUUGGCCAAAAGGCUUCAUCAUGAUGCUGACUUAUAAGAGGAACGUUCCUGAAGGGCCUAGGCCUUCAUCUUGAUCAAGCUUCAAACGCAUGCGCGUAAGCAUAUAUGCAGCAAAGCUACAGCAGCAUAAAAUUGUAGAUCUUCCUGCUGCUGUAAAAUUUUGCAACCC
Messenger RNA from Coccomyxa subellipsoidea C-169, 1390 nucleotides. Its product is annotated as ubiquinone biosynthesis protein COQ9. Gene Ontology annotation, cellular component: mitochondrial inner membrane. The record is from RefSeq and is a predicted model, not a curated record. Lineage: Eukaryota; Viridiplantae; Chlorophyta; Trebouxiophyceae; Coccomyxaceae. Gene Ontology annotation, biological process: ubiquinone biosynthetic process. The transcript has 5 exons. Gene Ontology annotation, molecular function: lipid binding. The coding region runs from base 65 to 1048 and encodes 327 amino acids.